AUGGGAACCGUCCUCUGCAUCCUCCUGCUGCUGUGUGGACUUCUGCUGGUCGACAGCAUCCCCGGAGAGCGAGAGGCUUCCUGCUGGGGUACGGCCGUGAGCCCGGCGCCACCACCCUCGUCACGCUGCCCGCCCACGGCGCCCCCUACCAGCUGGAGACCGAGGCAGAGCCAAAGUACCUGCUGGCCGUCAGACCUGUCCCUCGCAAGCCUGUGGAGAAACACUGCACAGGCGUGGCGGCCCUGGACCCCCCCCCUGGUGGCCGGCUCUCUGAGCCCCACGGCGGUGUUCCUCUCCUGGGGUCCGGAGCCCCACGGGGAGGGGGAAGUCAUGGAGGAGUGUCUGGAGGAGGGGUUCUACACGGUGCGGUACCGCCGGCGGGGGGGGCCCUGGGCCCACCAGAGCAGCCCCACGGCGGCCGCCGUGCUGGCCGGCCUGCGGCCCGCCUCCCGCUACGAGUUCAGGGUCCGCGCCAGCAGGGGGCAGCGCCACGGGCCCUGGAGCGCCCCGCUGCUCCACAGCACCGGGCCGGGAGAUCAGAGCCAGAGGAAGGCCGUCCAGAUGGGGAGCCCUCCGGCCAGCCCCCUGAAACCUUUGGGACCCCGGGCCAUGUUCCCUCCAAGACCAGCUCUUUAUAACCGGACCCGCCCUCCCCUCUCCUCUCUGAUCAAACAUCAGACCUUCCCUGGUUCCCCGCGGACCUCCUUCGCCAAUCGAGACCCGCUCAGACCGCUGGUCCUCCCUCGCCCCGUUGUCUGGUCCCGGCCUCGCCAGGGUAAAAAGCAUCCUCCACCCCUCCAGGGAAAACAUCACCCUCCACCCCUCCACGGAUAUCCUGUCCGUCCUGCGAUCCCAGUCGACCAGAUCCCUAACCUGGUGGGCGAACUUGGAGACAAAGACCAGCUCAGCCACUGGAAGCAGACGGAGAGGUUGUCGGGGGUGAAGCCCAACCUUCCCGCUGUGACACCAAGGCCAAAGGGGCAGGAGGAGAGACAGAUGACCAGGACCACCCCCACCACCAACCCCACCCCCACCACCACCACCAACCCCACCACCACCACCAGCAGUAUGGCCAGUAGAUUGGAUCUCUGGGAGGAGUCAGAGGUGUUCAGCUCUCAGCCCAACUCAGACCUGGAUGCCCUGGGGAAGAAACGCUUCGUUGCCCCUCACGUGGUGUACAAGACGGACAAGAGGCCUGAGGAGCCCUGCUCUGUCACCUCCUCCCUCCUCUUCUUCCCCGGAGAGAAGCCCGGCGAAUCAGACGCCAGCACGCCACCCCAGGCCCCGCCCUCUAACCUCACCGUGGUAACGGUGGAGGGAUGCCCCUCCUUCAUCAUCCUGGACUGGAAGAACACGGACAACCACACCCAAGAGUACGAGGUCAUCUCCACGGCAACGGGACCGGACGGAGAGGAGGUGUCCGUCCUGACGACCGACCAGACGCACACGGUGGUGGAGAACCUCCGGCCUGAGAGCAGUUAUGCAUUCAAGGUGAAACCUAAGAAUGACCUUGGAGCUGGACCCCCCAGUGAGCCGGUGGCCUUCAGCACAGAGUCAGCUGACCCACGCGUGAGUGAGAACGCCUCUGGUAAAGACGCCAUCUGGACGCGGUUCCCGUUCCGGUCGGACCCGCCCUCUGACUGUACCGGCCAGCAGUACGUCAAGCGCACCUGGUACCGCAAGUUUGUGGGCGUGCAGCUCUGCAACUCGCUGCGCUACAAGAUCUACCUGAGUGACUCGCUCACAGGUCAGUUCUACGACAUCGGGGACGAGGCGGGCUUCGGAGAGGACCACUGUCAGUUCGUGGACUCCUUCCUGGACGGGAGGACCGGCCCACAGCUCCGCCCCCGACAGCUGCCGCCGCGCACAGGGUUCUACCGGGCCGCGCGGCAGGAGCCCGUCCGCCUGGGGCCGCUGGGCGCCGGCGCCGCCGCCGGCUACGUGUCCUGGUACGAGUGCGGGACGCCCAUCCCGGGCCGCUGUAGACCCGCGCCCGAGACAGGAAGUGAAGGAUUUUGUCACUUCCUGAGUCCCUCCCGAGACCCGGUGUUGUAAAUACAGAAAGAACUAUCAGGAGACUAGCAUGGAUCUAUACCCAGUACUUUGAGCCGACAGGGGGGCCAGUCAGAGUCCCCCUUCCAUGCUUUGCACAACAGAAAUGUAUUCUCUGUAAAUGGAGAGGAUGUCUAUUUUUUCACAACAUUUUUGUAAAUCACAUUA
Messenger RNA from Gadus macrocephalus (Pacific cod), 2220 nucleotides. RefSeq names its product target of Nesh-SH3-like. Gene Ontology annotation, biological process: extracellular matrix organization; positive regulation of cell-substrate adhesion. The record is from RefSeq and is a predicted model, not a curated record. Gene Ontology annotation, molecular function: protein binding. Lineage: Eukaryota; Metazoa; Chordata; Actinopteri; Gadiformes; Gadidae.